Molecule: messenger RNA, 1297 nt
Organism: Xenopus laevis (African clawed frog)
Lineage: Eukaryota; Metazoa; Chordata; Amphibia; Anura; Pipidae
Gene: fgf1.S
Product: fibroblast growth factor 1 S homeolog
Exons: 6
Coding region: 552-1022 (156 amino acids)
Cellular component (GO): nucleus; extracellular region
Molecular function (GO): growth factor activity
Source: RefSeq, a predicted model, not a curated record
UGGGAGAAGCUGCCGGCAUGCGCGUCUCUGUGCCAGUCGCACCCUGGGAAUAUUAGUUAAUGCAGUUUAGAAUUUGCACAAUUUGCUGGACGUUAGUUAGAAAUCCGACUGAGGUCCAAUAGAUAUUAAAGGUUAAACAGAUGUGAAAGGAUAAACCCACACAACUGCUUGCAUUCUCCCACACCCAAGGUCAUAAUAUUAUUCUGGAAACUGGAUAUCAUCCUGACUGCUGAAGCACCCUUUCUUAAACAGCAAAGAUAUUACAAAGACUCGGGCCUAAAGGACACAGCCAAGAAAGCCUGAAGCCCACAAGUCUGAGGACACUUGAUCUCCUGUAGUUUCUCUGCACAGCGUUCCACAGGAAGUGUCCAGAAGUACAGAAAGAAGGUAUCUUGUCCUUUGAGAGAGAUGGGUUACAAGUAAAGAAUAUUCUUCAACAGGCCUGAAACAACUUGUAACAAUGCACUUCAUAUACAGUGGUUCACUAUCUGGGCUGGAAUAAAAGCCUACAGUACAAGGACUAAGAGUCCAGCGGUGUUGGGGAAGCUUUGAUGAUGGCAGAGGGAGACAUCACAACAUUCAAUGCCAUUACAGAGUCCUUCAGUCUUCCAAUUGGCAACUACAAGAAACCAAAGCUUCUUUACUGUAAUAACGGAGGAUAUUUUUUGCGCAUUCUUCCAGAUGGGGUUGUGGAUGGAACAAGAGACAGAAAUGACCUUUACAUUACACUGAAGUUAAGCGCACAAAGCCAAGGUGAGGUGCAUAUCAAGAGCACAGAGACUGGACAUUAUUUAGCCAUGGACUCCAGUGGACAGUUGUAUGGAACACUGACACCAGAUGAAGAAAGCCUGUUUCUGGAGACAUUAGAAGAGAAUCGCUAUAACACAUACAAGUCAAAGAAGUACGCAGAAAUGAACUGGUUUGUGGGCAUAAAGAAGAAUGGGGCAAGCAAAAAGGGAUCAAGGACCCACUAUGGACAAAAAGCCAUCCUUUUUCUACCUUUGCCAGCAUCCCCUGACUAAUGACUGAAUGGACUCCCAAGAGCCUCAUUGUUCCAUGUUAUUUGGGGUACAGGGAUGCAAAUCAUGUAGCUCGUCAGCUGUGAACUAUAACUUUCAACAUUGAUAAGGCCAGUAAUAGAGAUGUGGGGAAGGCUAGGACUCCUAUCUAAGUUGGCAAAGAUAAAACAAGAAAUUAAAGGGAUGAUUCACCUUUAAAGGACCAGUACCAUCAAAAACAUUUAAAAAAAGAAUUUGUUAGUAUACUACAAAAAAAACCCACCAACACAGAUUAAAUU